AGUAGGAUGUCAACUGAGACAGAACUUCAAGUAGCUGUGAAAACCAGCGCCAAGAAAGACUCCAGAAAGAAAGGUCAGGAUCGCAGCGAAGCCACUCUGAUAAAGAGGUUUAAAGGUGAAGGGGUCCGGUACAAGGCCAAACUGAUCGGGAUCGACGAGGUUUCGGCAGCUCGGGGAGACAAGUUAUGUCAAGAUUCCAUGAUGAAGCUCAAGGGCGUUGUAGCUGGCGCUCGUUCCAAAGGAGAACACAAACAGAAAAUCUUUUUAACCAUCUCCUUUGGAGGAAUCAAAAUCUUUGAUGAGAAGACAGGGGCCCUUCAGCAUCACCAUGCUGUUCACGAAAUUUCCUACAUUGCAAAGGACAUCACAGACCACCGGGCCUUUGGCUACGUUUGUGGGAAGGAAGGGAACCACAGAUUUGUGGCCAUAAAAACAGCCCAGGCGGCUGAACCUGUUAUUCUGGACUUGAGAGAUCUCUUUCAACUUAUUUAUGAAUUGAAGCAAAGAGAAGAGUUGGAAAAAAAGGCACAAAAGGAUAAGCAGUGUGAACAAGCUGUGUAUCAGACAAUUCUGGAAGAGGAUGUUGAAGAUCCUGUGUACCAGUACAUUGUGUUUGAGGCUGGACACGAGCCAAUCCGUGACCCCGAAACGGAAGAAAACAUUUAUCAGGUUCCCACCAGCCAAAAGAAAGAAGGUGUUUAUGAUGUGCCAAAAAGUCAACCUGUAAGUGCUGUGACCCAAUUAGAACUUUUUGGGGACAUGUCCACCCCUCCUGAUAUAACCUCUCCCCCCACUCCUGCAACUCCAGGUGAUGCCUUUAUCCCGUCUUCAUCUCAGACACUUCCGGCGAGUGCAGACAUGUUUGGUUCUGUACCUUUCGGCACUGCUGCUGUACCCUCAGGUUAUGUUGCCAUGGGCGCCGUCCUCCCAUCCUUCUGGGGCCAGCAGCCCCUCGUCCAACAGCAGAUCGCCAUGGGUGCUCAGCCACCAGUCGCUCAGGUGAUGCCGGGGGCUCAGCCCAUCGCAUGGGGCCAGCCGGGUCUCUUCCCUGCCACUCAGCAGCCCUGGCCAGCUGUGGCCGGGCAAUUUCCGCCAGCCGCCUUCAUGCCCACACAAACUGUUAUGCCUUUGCCAGCCGCCAUGUUUCAAGGUCCCCUCACUCCCCUCGCAACAGUCCCAGCCACGGGUGACUCCGCCAGAUCAAGUCCACAGACCGACAAGCCCAGACAGAAAAUGGGGAAAGAAAUGUUUAAGGAUUUCCAGAUGGCCCAGCCUCCACCCGUGCCCUCACGCAAACCCGACCAACCCUCACUCACCUGUACCUCAGAGGCCUUCUCCAGUUACUUCAGCAAAGUCGGGGUGGCACAGGAUACAGAUGACUGUGAUGACUUUGACAUCUCCCAGUUGAAUUUGACCCCUGUGACUUCUACCACACCAUCAACCAACUCACCUCCAACACCAGCCCCUAGACAGAGCUCUCCGUCCAAGUCAUCUGCAUCCCACGCCAGUGAUCCUACCACAGAUGACAUCUUUGAAGAGGGCUUUGAAAGUCCCAGCAAGAGCGAAGAGCAAGAAGCUCCCGAUGGAUCACAGGCCUCAUCCAACAGUGAUCCAUUUGGGGAGCCCAGUGGGGAGCCCAGUGCUGAUAAUAUAAGUCCACAGGCCGGUAGCUAG
Molecule: messenger RNA, 1674 nt
Organism: Eptesicus fuscus (big brown bat)
Lineage: Eukaryota; Metazoa; Chordata; Mammalia; Chiroptera; Vespertilionidae
Gene: DAB1
Product: DAB adaptor protein 1
Exons: 13
Coding region: 7-1674 (555 amino acids)
Biological process (GO): lateral motor column neuron migration; ventral spinal cord development
Source: RefSeq, a predicted model, not a curated record